Messenger RNA from Balaenoptera ricei (Rice's whale), 3284 nucleotides. It is a transcript of the gene CRADD, whose product is annotated as CASP2 and RIPK1 domain containing adaptor with death domain. The transcript is spliced from 9 exons. NCBI's taxonomy places the organism in Eukaryota, Metazoa, Chordata, Mammalia, Artiodactyla, Balaenopteridae. The coding region runs from base 169 to 768 and encodes 199 amino acids. Gene Ontology annotation, biological process: regulation of apoptotic process; signal transduction. The record is from RefSeq and is a predicted model, not a curated record. Gene Ontology annotation, molecular function: death domain binding; protease binding.
CUUCCUGUGUUUGCCCUUAACAAAGAUGGUGACAAUACUUCCUGUUCAGGGCUUUUGCCUUCAACAAAAAUGGUGCUUACGGUGCAGGUUCCCUGAUACUUUGGAUUCCGGUUGCAGUUUUUUUUUUUUUUUUUUUUUUCCUUAAGAUACGUGUUUGCAGACGGGGAGAUGGAGGCUAGAGACAAGCAAGUGCUUCGCUCCCUUCGCCUCGAGCUGGGUGCAGAGGUACUGGUGGAGGGACUGGUCCUCCAGUAUCUUUACCAGGAAGGGGUCUUGACGGAAAGCCAUGUUCAAGAAAUUAAAGCUCAAGCCACAGGCCUCCGGAAAACAAUGCUGCUGCUGGAUAUCCUACCUACCAGGGGUCCUAAAGCAUUCGAUGCCUUCCUAGAUUCCCUGCAGGAAUUCCCCUGGGUAAGGGAGAAACUGGAGAAGGCAAGAGAAGAAGCCAUGGUUGAGCUGCCUGCAGAUGACCGGAUGGCUGGAAUCCCACUGCACAUCCUCCACAGCUCCCCUUCCGACCAGCAGAUCAACCAGCUGGCCCAGAGGCUGGGCCCCGAGUGGGAGCCCGUGGUGCUGUCUCUGGGGCUGUCCCAGACCGACAUCUACCGCUGUAAGGCCAACCAUCCCCACAAUGUUCAGUCCCAGAUGGUGGAGGCCUUGGUUCGCUGGAGGCAGCGCUUCGGGAAGCAGGCCACCUUCCAGAGCCUGCACAGGGGUCUCCAGGCCGUGGACGUGGACCCCUCGGUGCUCCAGCACAUGUUGGAAUGAUGGCGCCCCAUCAACACCUGGGGAGUCCAUCCCCUAGUCUCGUGUGCUGAAUCCUGACUCUCACCCAGGGCAGGUAGAUUUGGGGGGGACUGGUUUGUUUCUUUGUGUUAGUGAUUCUUAGAUGAAAGGAGAUAAUGGGAUUUCCACUUGACAUUACUUGAAAGGCGGGAUUACUCAGUUGAUCUCCCAUGGUGAUUUGACAAUUCAUUGUUUCUAAUUCCUCGGAGAUUACAUUAUUUGAAUUGUGCAGGUUUUAAUUGUGUGGUUGCCUUUUAAUAGACUGGUAAAUCCUAGUGGCUCAAAAAAAAUACAGGUGUUCUAUAUAUAAAACAUCCACUUUUAUGUUGCCUGGGAACUAAACUGUGGACUUAGCUAUUAAUCAUGAUGUUAAUAAUAAAAAUUGAAUUACUGUAUAUAAUGUGGCCCUCUCAUGAGAAAGUAUUGCUUGUGUUUUUUUUCUUUCAUUUUUGUGUUGCAUAGAUUAAGGGUGUAAAAUUACAGUAGUCAUUGCUUUGGAACAGAAUAGUAACAGCGAAAUGGUUACUUUCUCUAGUCAAGAUGAAUCACUCAGGCAGGGUGUCUGCAUUAAAUUUAAGACACUGAAGCUCCCUGCAAAGACCAGUUCAAGUACCAGCAUGCAUACCUGAGCCCUUUAUCUUUAAAAGAUUUGCUUAAGAAAAUCCCGCGCCCUUUAUUUAAAGGACUGGGGGUUGGGGGGCAGUGUGGUCUUUCCAUUGAAGCCUUGAUGGUUGAAGCGUUGUGCUCCUAAGGACUGUGGUUCAGUUUUCUGACUUUUUACUAAUAACACAUGGUAUUUGUCAGACGCUUUACUGUUUUCAAGGCUUUUCAUACAUGUGAUCUCAUAUGGACCUCACAAAAAGCCUAUGAAGUAGUUGGGUAAGAGAGGUGAGCCCCGUCCUGUAUCAAGAUGAAGUGAUUUGCCUGGGGCGGAGGAGUGAGCAUGUGUCCUUGCAGCACUGCUCCUGUGUGCCCUUUCCAGCUGCUCCGUGCUGCUCCAUCCUCUCUCUCACAUGCUCUGGAAGAAGCUUGCUGCCCUCCUCCUGCUAGCAGCAUCUCCUCAGACAAGCAAGAUGCCUUCUCCACUGUGCCAUGUGGUCCACUCAGCUCAGUGUUCUCUUCCUACAACCAGUGCUAUUUUGGGUGUCAGAUUACAUUGUUGAUGGAGAAUAUUUGUGGAAAAUAUCUGCUCUGCCAAGAUGUUUGUAUCCCCCCCGCCGCCAGAAUUCAUAUGUUGAAAUCUUAACCCCCAAAGGUGAGGGAAUUAGGAGAUGGGGCCUUUGGGAGGUGAUGAGGUCAUAAGAUGGAGCCCUCAUGAAAGUGACCCCACAGAGCCCCUUCCAGCAUGUGAGGACACAGUGAGAAGGCUCCAGCUAUGAACCAGGAGAGGACCUUCACCAGAACGUGACCAGGUUGGCUUCUUGAUCUUGCACUUCCCAGCCUCCAGAACUGAGAGCACUUCUAGGAGAUGAAUUGACUUAAUCAGACUUAGCUGAUACCAAGGUCCUUGGCAUGACUUAAUGGCUCAUUGUGGAUUCCUGGAGAAGACCGAGUGCCUACAAAUGAAGGUAUUUGGAAGGCUUGUGUCCAACAGAAUGGAGCUAAGUGUUUCUGUGGGGCUGCACAAGAAUGUAAACUCUGGUAUGAAGGACUAACCAAGGUAUUGGAAUAAAGUUGAAGCCAUUUAUCUAAACCGUGAUCUUUAUACAGCUGACCAUAGAUCUUCUGCCCUAUGGGAGGGCAGGCUGGUGGACCUCUUGGACCCACCUCUUGGAAAGGUGUCGAUCCCAGGAGCACUCUCUAAUCACCUUCCUGCCCACUCAGCUCCAUCUCAGAAUCAGCUUCCAGGGGCACGCAUCCUGUGACGUGGAGGUGAAAGACCUAAACGGUGAUUUGGAGCGUGAGACUCAGGAUGGGGGACAAGACCAGAAGCAGGAUAACCAAUAGGUGAUAAUUGUCGUCAUCCAGGCCGGAGAUGGGCACGGUCUAGUCCACGUCACACCGUUAGAGGUGGAGAGACUGGAGAGAUCCAAGAGCUUCUUCAGGAGUGAACUGAAUCCACAGAACCUUGACCCUGAUUAAACAUGAGAAAUGAAACAGGGAAGCAGUCAAGGAUGGCUCCCAGGUUUCCGGGAGGUAUGGAUGGGAUUGCCAGCUCCUGAACUAGAACACUGCUGAAGGAGCAGGUUUCAGAGAGGUGUGGGUGAGUUCCAUUUUGGGAAUUGCUGGGGGAGUGUGCAGGACAUCCAAGUGGAGCUAUUCAAUACAGAGGAGGAACCAUGUGUUGGAAUCUCAGGAGAGAAAUCUGAAUGAGUUUUGGAUUUGGGAGUCAUUGGUAAGUGGAUGGCCCUUGAAUGCAAGGCUGAAAUCACAUUGGCAAGGCUAGCUCCAGCAUCCUGUCUUCAAAGAGGAUCUGGAAGCUCCCAUUUUUUCUUGAUUUUCUUGAUCAGACCAUGUACAUAUAAUUAAAACACAAUAUCCAUUCUUAUGUCACUUUA